This is a messenger RNA of Nymphaea colorata (pocket water lily), 246 nucleotides long. NCBI's taxonomy places the organism in Eukaryota, Viridiplantae, Streptophyta, Magnoliopsida, Nymphaeales, Nymphaeaceae. The record is from the annotation of a RefSeq genome assembly.
AUGAAUCCCCUAAUUUCUGCUGCUUCCGUUAUUGCUGCUGGAUUGGCCGUAGGACUUGCUUCUAUUGGACCCGGAGUCGGUCAAGGUACUGCUGCGGGCCAAGCCGUAGAAGGUAUUGCUAGACAACCAGAAGCAGAGGGUAAAAUACGAGGUACUUUAUUGCUUAGUCUGGCUUUUAUGGAAGCUUUAACAAUUUACGGGCUGGUCGUGGCAUUAGCACUUUUAUUUGCUAAUCCCUUUGUGUAA